Coffea arabica (coffee) is the source of this 3085-nucleotide messenger RNA. Its product is annotated as pentatricopeptide repeat-containing protein At4g22760-like. Gene Ontology annotation, molecular function: RNA binding; protein binding. The record is from RefSeq and is a predicted model, not a curated record. Lineage: Eukaryota; Viridiplantae; Streptophyta; Magnoliopsida; Gentianales; Rubiaceae. Gene Ontology annotation, biological process: RNA modification.
UUGAAAUGCUCCUAAGUUAGAACAACGGGUUUUCUUGAAUCCUAAACAUCGCGUAAACGUAACACGCCAAAAUCAAUGCAAAUUCCUAAUUUCUCAGCUUUAUUAAAACUUUCUCUGCGUAUCAAACUGCUGAAGCAAAUUCAUGGCUCAAUUCUAGUGAAUGGUCUUGAUCAUCUUGAACCCAUAUUAAUUCGGCAAAUAAUCGUUUCUUCAGGCAGUUUUCAUCAAACCCAUGUUACCCAAUACGUUAAAACAAUCCUAAAUCAUACCCAACAUCGAGAUGUUUCCCCAUUGGGUUAUGCUAUUAGGUUUCUAUGUCAGCAUGGCCAGUUCCAGGACGCUGUCAUUUUCUACGUGCAGCUUCAGAGGUCUGGGGUGUUUCCCAACACAUAUGCUUUAUCAUCUAUACCAAAGGCCUAUGGUAAAAUCAAUUGUAAAAAUGGGGGGAUUUCAGUUCAUUGUCAAGUUCAUAAGUAUGGCUUUGCCAGUAUUGUUUAUGUACAAACAGCCCUUUUGGAUUUUUACUCGAAAAUGGGUGAUAUUAAGACAGCCCAUAAGGUGUUUGACGAAAUGAGUGAUAGAAAUAUUGUUUCAUGGAAUGCUAUAAUAUCUGGUUAUGUGAAAUUCGGAGAGUUAGAAAUGGCUCAAUCUGUGUUUGAUAGAAUGCCUGAGAGAGAUAUAGUAUCGUGGAAUGCAAUUUUGUUGGGAUAUGCCAAGGCAGGGAAAAUGGAUCAGGCGUAUGUUUUGUUUAAAGAGAUGCCAGAGAGGGGCGCUUCAUCUUGGAAUGUGAUGAUUCGUGGGUACAUAGAUCGCGGGAACAUAGAAUUAGCACGUGGGUUCUUUGACGCAAUGCCGAAAAGAAACAGCAUUUCAUAUAUCACUAUGAUAUCUGCAUAUUCAAAAUGUGGGGAUGUUGAGUCUGCUGAAAAGAUCUUUUAUGAGGAGGAAAAGAAAGACCAGCUGUUGUAUAAUGCCAUGGUAGCUUGUUAUGCACAGAAUGGCCGACCGAAAGAGGCUCUUCAUCUAUUUGAUGAGAUGCUUCAACCAAUUCUGAAUAUUCAGCCUGAUAAAAUGACGUUGGCUAGUGCUAUAUCUGCUUGUUCUCAACUGGGAGAUUCAAAUAUGGGGAGUCGAAUUGAGUCAUACAUGGGUGAAUUUGGAAUCAGAAUGGACAAUUAUCUCUCCACGGCCUUAAUUGACAUGCAUGCAAAAUGCGGAAGUAUUGACAAAGCUAUUGAGUUAUUUCACAGGUUAGAAAAGAAGGACAUAGUUGCUUACAGCGCAAUAAUUUUGGGUUGUGGAAUUAAUGGUAGGGGACAAGAUGCGAUUAAGUUAUUUGAGGAGAUGAUAGGUUCUAACAUCUCUCCUAACUCAGCUACAAUCACGGGAAUAUUGUCUGCAUACAAUCAUGCUGGUUUGGUCGAAGAAGGCUACGAUUGCUUUGAGUUGAUGCAGAAAUAUGGAAUUAUACCAUGUGUUGACCAUUAUGCUAUCAUGGUUGAUCUUUUAGGUAAGGCAGGUCGGCUGGAAGAAGCAUAUGAGUUGAUAAAGAAAAUGCCAAUGCAGCCUCAUUCCGGGGUUUGGGGAGCAUUGCUUCUAGCAUGUAGCGUGCACAACAAUGUUGAACUUGGUGAGAUUGCAGCUGCUAAGUGUUUCAAGUUGGAGCCUAAUAGCACUGGAUAUUGUUCUCUUCUUUCUAAAAUUUAUGUGUCUUCUGGGAAGUGGGAUGAAGCCAAGCGAUUGAGAGAAGCCAUUGAGGAAAGAGGUUUCAAUAAGGUUCCUGGCUGUAGUUGGAUCAAACCAGCUGAAGCCUAGGGGUCGGGAAGUUCUUAGUUAAGCCUGAAUUUAAUUUCUUGCAACUACUGAAUCAACUUGCUGCAAUUUGGCCCCCUGGCGACAGAGCUCAAAUGUUGCAUGACCUGUGUGGUUGCUGCUGCCCAUGCCCUUGGGGAAAUUCCUGGUGAACAAAUAUUUUGCUGAUCUUAUGGUUCUUCUGGCAAUUGGUAUGCAUUUUCUAAGCUGAUUUUAUGGAGGUGCUCUCGAUGAACUUAUGUCUUGCUUCAUGUAACAAUUAACAACAUAUUGGCGCGGACAAUAUUGGCAAAAAAAAAAAAGAUAAUAAAUAAAUAAAACAAAAUAAAAGUGAAUGACCCCUUCAUCUUAUCUUGAACAAUGGGCACAGACGCACAGUGCCAUUGCCAGUGGCCAAAACCCUUCAGUAGCAGCUGAAACAACCUGUAUCAGUUGAGUAAUUUUGACUGAUCUACAAUCAUUGCUGCAAGUCAUCAUAUUGAAGAUGCAUUUGGUUGUUUGAAGUGUUGGAGGGUCAUCGAACCUGAAGCUACUUAAGAAUAUAAAGAUUUUCACCAGAGAAGCUGCAGCAUCAAGUCUCAUUAUUGGCCCUUAAGCUUUGUGGUUUGAUCAAUACUUAGCUGAUUAACAAGUGUGACUCUUUUAAUCAGCACGAACCAGGAGAAAUCAGAUGCACUGAAGUUUCUAUUCAUGCAUCAUGUCUUGGAAUAUCAGGCGUUGACGAUAAAAGUGAAAAAUAGCAAAUAACCUUGAGGCGUCCUUGGUUUUCCUGGAGAAAUGACUUAGAAGUUAGGUCUUUGAGCCAAAGGAGAUACCCUCUCCAUGUAUUCAACAAGUUUUGCUGUAUUUAGACUAUGGAUCUCUGUAAUCCAAGUAACCAUUUCUAUUUUGUCUUAGAAAACAUAUUGUAGUCUGCCGUAGAACGGAGAUUGUAACAGAAGAAAUUGUAGGCUCUUAAAGAUGUGAUAAAAAUAAAUUACGGGCAAGAACAGAGCAAGCAACACCGGCAAACGAGUUGACUUAGUUUGGCAUUCAUCUGCAGACCAAAUACUACUAUCAAACUGGCAUGCCCAAGCCCAUUUAUCAGUGAGCUGCAGAGAAGUGAAAAGCUGCAGUAGAAGAGAACUUUACAUGAGAAGAAAAGCUGCAGUUUUUACACGUCUUACAUCACAUGUAUCUGACUGGAAAACAAAAAUGUACAUCAAUGUUGCCGAUGCAACUGGACAACCAAUGGUGAUGAAUACAAAAAAGCAUACGUAUGGUAUUCAUGCUC